GCGGCGGCGACUCUGGGCCGGCGGAAAGGAGCCGUCGCUCGGCGUCCGUCCACGCGCCCGCAAUGGCGCCCUCCGCGUCCUCGCUACCCCGGCUGCUGAACGCUGGUUUCCGGCCCGGCUUUCUGCGGACGGCGGCCCCGGGCCGGGCGCGGCCCAGCAGCAGGGCUCUCGGAGGCGCCGCGGUCCCCGCUGUGGGCGAGCCAGAGAGCGGCGGCGAUUACCGGGUGAAACUUCUAGAGGAGCCCCUGCGGCACUCCGACUUCUUCAAGGUCAAGGAGCUGUUUUCCGUGAAAAGCCUCUUCAAUGCCCAUGUGCACCUGGGACAUAAAGCUGGCUGUCGGCACAGGUUUAUGGAGCCGUACAUCUUUGGGUGCCGCCUGGGCCAGGACAUCAUUGACCUCGAGCAGACCGCCUCGCACCUCCAGCUGGCCUUGAACUUCAUUGCCCACACGGCCUACCGAAAUGGCAUCAUCCUGUUCGUGAGCCGAAACCGGCAGUUCUCACACCUGAUUGAGAGCAUGGCCCAGGACUGUGGCGAGUAUGCGCACACUCGCUACUUCAAGGGCGGCCUGCUGACCAAUGCCCCGCUGCUCUUCGGCCCCACAGUCCGCCUGCCAGACCUCAUCAUCUUUGUGCACACGCUCAACAAUGUCUUUGAGCCCCACGUGGCUAUAAGAGAUGCGGCCAAGAUGAACAUCCCCACGGUUGGCGUCGUGGAUACCAACUGCAACCCGUGUCUCAUCACCUACCCCAUCCCCGGUAACGACGACUCUCCAUCAUCAGUCCAACUCUUCUGCAGGCUCUUCCAGACCACCAUCACCCGGGCCAAGGAGAAGCGCAGGCAGAUGGAGGCCCUGCUUCAGCUGCAGUACCCAAACAGGGCUGUGGGGCAGCCAGACCCCCUUCCCAAGCAGCUGUGAGCUAUUCCUGCUCCCCUGCAAGAGAGCCAGGCCUGCCCAUCCUUGUCCUUUGCCCAGUCUGGGCCCCAUCAGCAUUCUCCCUCCUUAGAGGCCUGGGGGACUUUGCUACCAGGGACAGCACCCAGCAUGUUGUCACGGUGUAGCCAUCCAGGGGCUGAGCAGCCUGGGGCUCAUCUGCCUCUUCUCCGUGGGGGACAGACACAGAAGCGGACUCUGGCUGCAGUUGGGAUUUGAGCCUAGCACCUCAAUUGCUGUAAAAUGUGUUUCACCCUGGCACCUGAGAAGUCCUCACUUUAGGGCUGGGGUGGAGCUCAGUGGUAGAGUGCUUUCUGGCAUGCACAGGGCCCUGGGUUCAGUCCCCAGCACUGCCCCUGCCCCAGAGUCCUUUAAAAAUAUCUCAUCCUCAGAAGUCCUCACUUCUGUCUUGACAUUGGAGCUUUGUUUGGAAGGUUCAGGUGCCAGCUGUUUUCUUCUCAACCAAGACGCCCUGGAUACGUUCCUGAGCCGGUGUGGAGGCUGUUGUAUAAUGUGCAUCAGGAGCCAUGGGACAGCUGCCUGCUGGAGUGGGGCAGGCUGGUGAGACAGGUAGCAGAACUCCAGCAGAAAUAAAACAUGAAUCUGGGUACACUGUGGGACAGCUGCCUGCUGGAGUGGGGCAGGCUGGUGAGACAGGUAGCAGAACUCCAGCAGAAAUAAAACAUGAAUCUGGGUACACUGUGGGACAGCUGCCUGCUGGAGUGGGGCAGGCUGGUGAGACAGGUAGCAGAACUCCAGCAGAAAUAAAACAUGAAUCUGGGUA
This is a messenger RNA of Heterocephalus glaber (naked mole-rat), 1719 nucleotides long. It is a transcript of the gene Mrps2, whose product is annotated as mitochondrial ribosomal protein S2. NCBI's taxonomy places the organism in Eukaryota, Metazoa, Chordata, Mammalia, Rodentia, Bathyergidae. The record is from RefSeq and is a predicted model, not a curated record. Gene Ontology annotation, cellular component: mitochondrial small ribosomal subunit; ribosome. Gene Ontology annotation, molecular function: structural constituent of ribosome. Gene Ontology annotation, biological process: translation.